GUUCAUAUUUUAUUUAUCAAUGUAAUUCCCACUUCCAUAAACACACAAAGGUGUAUUAGACAUUCUUUCAAACAUAUAUCCGGAAUAAAAACCAUGCGCUACCGUACUUGUUUUGCAAUUUUACAACUCUGAAGAAAAAUGAAUUUCUUGACUUUGAGAAUUCGCUUGCCACUGUUCUCAGAGGCAUUAACAUGUAAAUGUAUAGGGAAACAGUUUUCUACAUGUGGUGUUCUUGGUACUGGGGAAAAUAAAGACUAUGCAAUAAACCCAGAUUUUGUUAAUAGAAACCCAAGGAAUCUUGAGCAGAUGGCAUUGGCAAGAAAAAGACAGGGUUGGAAAUUCCAAAGUCCAACAAGAGAAUAUUACAACAAGUUGGUGUUUGAUAAAACUUCUAAACAUACCUCAGGGAAAGUGGUUCAUUGGACUGGUGACACAGUUGUGUCAGCUUCAACUAGAGAAUGGGCCAUCAGGACACAUUUAUAUAGUGUAAAAGAUGUAUCUGCGGCACAGAAUAUAGGUUCUAUUUUAGCACAGAGAUGUUUAGAAGCUGGAGUCUCCUGUGUUUUCUUAGGGGAAAAAGAAAAUUUUACAUCAGAAGCAGGCCUGUCCUUUCUGAAGGCAGUAGAAGAAGGUUGUAUCAGUCUCCAGGAACCAGAUGUCAUAGAAUCUGAGUAUAAGCCUGGAAUUGAUUAUGAGGGACCAAAAAGACUGGGAGGAGAAGAUAAAGAUACACCAAUGAAAGAUGACUAUCAGUUUUGAAUUGACCAAUGAAAAAGAAGAAAUGUUAUAAAUUAACUAAUGAAAGAUGACUAUCAGUUUUGAGUUGACCAAUGAACAAGAAGAAAAGUUUUGAAUAAACUUAUGAAAGAGAAAUAUUUUUUUGGCAUUAACAAAUGAAAAAGAGCUAGAGCUAUGAGUUUGAAUUAAACAAUGAAAAAGGACAA
This is a messenger RNA of Mytilus trossulus (common blue mussel), 944 nucleotides long. Its product is annotated as large ribosomal subunit protein uL18m-like. Gene Ontology annotation, cellular component: ribosome; mitochondrion. Gene Ontology annotation, molecular function: 5S rRNA binding; structural constituent of ribosome. Gene Ontology annotation, biological process: translation. The transcript is spliced from 6 exons. The record is from RefSeq and is a predicted model, not a curated record. Lineage: Eukaryota; Metazoa; Mollusca; Bivalvia; Mytilida; Mytilidae. Bases 139 to 759 code for a protein of 206 amino acids.